CGGCGGUCGGAGAGACACCUCACCUGAGACUGCUGAGUCGACUGGAGAGGGGCAGGAAGAAGAUCCACAACGUCCAUAGUCUGGGAACCAGCAGCCGAUACGACACCAGGAAGAAGUCGGACAGUAAGAUCUCCCGCUUGGCUCAGAGGUGGAACCAGAGGGCGACAGGAGAUGCUCUGAUUAAAGACCUGAAGCCCCUGUUUUACACGGGAAUCCCCCGAUCCUCACUCAGCCUGGACAGACGCCUCCCCGGUGUGAUGACCCAGCAGAUGCAGAACCUGCAGUUGUCCCAGACCAGGAGGUGCCCCGGUGGGCCUGCCUCGCCGAGCGCCGCCAAACGUCUCUACAGGAACCUGUCGGAGAAGCUGAGAGGAAGCACCUCCUCCUUUGAGGAUGCUUACUUCUUCGGCAAGACGGACCGCCUCCGCAAAGCCUCGGUGAACAGACAGGGCAGCGACUGUCUCUUCGAGGCCGUGGAGCAGCAGGACCUGGACACGGUUCAGAUCCUCCUCUACCAGUUCUCGGCCGAGGAGCUGGACCUGAACACCCCCAACAGCCAGGGCCUGACGCCGCUGGACAUCGCCAUCAUGACCAACAACACGCCCAUCGCCAAGCUGCUGCUGAAGGCCGGCGCCAAAGAGAGUCCUCACUUCGUGAGCGUGGAGAGUCGGGAGGCCCACCUGAGCUCUUUGGUGUCGGAGGCCGAGCGGCGAGCCGCCGACCUGACCGCUCAGGCUCAGAGAGAAGGCCUCUCUCUGGAGGCCUGCCAGAAGGACAAACAGCUGAGAGCCUGGGAGUGGAGGAGCAAGCUGUACAGACGCAUGACCACGGGCUUCCAGCAUGCACGUGCCCCGGAGGCCCCGUCUAUGGUUCGUCUGAGCGUGAGCAGCAGCACCGUGCUUACUGUCAGCUUCCAGGAGCCGCAGUGUCUCAACUCCACUGUGGUGACCAGAUACAGAGUGGAGUGGAGCUGCCUCAAGGAUUUCUCGCUGCUUGCUGGAGAGAUUGUGUUGGAUAAUCUUCAGACCCUCAAGUGCACCAUCAGCAGCCUCACCACGGGUCGACUCUACUACAUCAGGGUGUCGGCCUACAACAUGAAGGGGUGGGGUCCUCCUGCCUCCGCCCUCCCUCCAUCUGCUGCUCCCUCCAAUUGGAGGGAGAGCGACGGUCGGGAGCCCAGGAGGCGGGGCCACAUUGAGGCCAUGGAGCGUCUGCUGCAGCAGGUCCGAGCCACGCACACACACUACUGUUGUGGAGACACCUCAAAGUUACAGAACCCGAGCAGGAAACAGUCCGUCUCCAGAAGUCUGAAGCAUCUCUUCAACUCCUCCAACAAGUUUGUGAAAACGCUGAAAAGGGGGAUCUACCUGGCCGCCGUCUUCCACCACAAGGACGGUCUCCUGGUGACGGCCGAGGACCAGAUCCCCAUCGUGGAGGUGGACGACUCCUACAGCAGCUCCCUCAUGCAGGACUUCCUCUGGUUUACCAAGCUGUCCUGUAUGUGGGAGGACGUCCGGUGGCUCAGACAGAGUAUGUCGGUCUCCAUGUCUUCAUCCUCCACCCUGCAGGCUCGACACAAGAUGCUCACCGCCGCCAACCAGCUGCAGAACCUCCUGGGGACUCACAACCUGGGCCGGGUCCACUACGAGCCCAUCAAGGAUCGCCACGGCAACGUGCUGCUGGUGACCAUCCGCGAAGUGGAGAGCCAGCACUCGCUGCUCAGUGGGAAGUGGAUGCAGGUGACCAAGCUGCAGAGCCAGAGGAAGUCCCUGUCCACACCUGAGGAGCCGUACGCCCUCGACAUCCUCAUCAUCACCAUACAGGACAUCUUGGCGUACCAGCGGCGCAGCACCCACCGGCUGGCCCCGGGACUCUACCUGGGCUACCUGAAGCUCAGCAGCUCUGUAGACCAGAUCAAAGUCCUGGUGUCCCAGCGGACCCCCAACAUGCUCUGUCACAGCCGCGUACGAGAGAACGCCAACGUUUCCAGGGAGGAGUGGGACUGGAUCCAGACGCUGUCGGCCGCCGGUGACAAGAGCGAGGAGGCGGAGCCCAGUGCGGAAAGCCACGCCCCUUUACUGUACUACGAGCUGCAGACGUCCAUCAAGUCUCUGCUGAAACACCUGAACCUACCUCUGCCACAGGCCCGUCACUUCCGUCUCUACAGUCAGGAGGUGGUGGAGCUCGGUCACGGCGUCUCCUUCCUGCUGCUGCUGCCGGCGGCAGACGAUGUUUGCUCCGCCCCCGGACAGUCCAACCCCUACACCCCUCUGUCAGGGUUCCUCCACCUCCCUCUGCAGAUGUUCGAGCUCGUUCACUUCUGCACAUACAAAGAGAAGUUCAUCAGUCUGUACUGCCGCCUGUCCUCCGUCCUGGACCUGGACGCCCUCAUUACCCAGCAGGCAUUGCGAGAAGCCAUCACUGACGUCGAGGUGGCGACGGCUAAACAGAGACACCAGCUCAUCCUGGACUACAUCCAGCAGCUGGACGAGAUGCGUCGUGACCUCCGUUGGAUCACCGACGCGCUGCAGUACGCCCGCUACAAGCAGCCCCGCGGCGGCGUGCCCAUCACCUGCCUGGUGGACGCCAGCGCGCCGGAGAGCGACCCGGGCCAGCAGAAGACCGACUCCACCUCCUCCAACAUGGACUACCUGCCCACACCUUCUCCAUCACCGGAGCUCCGCCGGAGGAAGGCCGUCAGUGACUCUAUGCUGGGGUCCGAUGAGGACGGGUCCUCCGAGGUCUUCCUGCCCACCGACAGCGACUACGACUCCAGCGACGCCCUGAGCCCCCGGGAGCUGGACCUGCUCUACUCUCCAGCUCAGGAUCUUUCCCAGCAGGCCGUGCACUCACUGGGCGGCAGCGCUCCGGAUGUUCUCCAGAUCCACGAGCUCAGGUACAGCGUCUGCCCCCCCACAGACCUCCCCCUUUCCCCCGUGGUGAAGGAUCCUUCCUCCCCCUUCUUCCCCUUCUCCCCCUCCGGGCAUUCCCCCACCGCUGAGGGCCCUCGCCAACCCCCCGCCAAACACAAGCUGCUCUCCAGGAGCCACCGGGGCCAGUACUUCAGCGGGCCCCAGCGCUGGCUCCGGGGCCACACCGGGGAGAGCCUCACCACGGGGUCGCUGUCGGAGGGGGUCUACACCAAGCAGCUGGACCUGGACCUGCCUCCGCUGCCGGGGACGCCACCUUCAUAAGCCACGCCUCCUGCGUCCUGGAGAGCCGCAAGGGCCGCCAGCGGGAGGCUCGGCCCCACGUCCGCAGGAUCUUUGUGGAGCCCUGCAAGGAGC
Anoplopoma fimbria (sablefish) is the source of this 3287-nucleotide messenger RNA. RefSeq names its product ankyrin repeat and fibronectin type III domain containing 1 (gene ankfn1a). Gene Ontology annotation, molecular function: protein binding. Gene Ontology annotation, cellular component: spindle. The transcript has 23 exons. Gene Ontology annotation, biological process: regulation of establishment of bipolar cell polarity; establishment of mitotic spindle orientation. Bases 258 to 3194 code for a protein of 978 amino acids. The record is from RefSeq and is a predicted model, not a curated record. Lineage: Eukaryota; Metazoa; Chordata; Actinopteri; Perciformes; Anoplopomatidae.